Messenger RNA from Fulvia fulva, 1785 nucleotides. RefSeq lists its product as uncharacterized. Lineage: Eukaryota; Fungi; Ascomycota; Dothideomycetes; Mycosphaerellales; Mycosphaerellaceae. The coding region runs from base 1 to 1785 and encodes 594 amino acids. The transcript has 4 exons. The record is from RefSeq and is a predicted model, not a curated record.
AUGGCGGACGAGACCACUACCACCGCGCCAGUAGAGGCGCCAGCGCCUGCUGUUCCCGUCGAGUCUGAUAAGCCCCCUGAGACGACUGGAACCAACGGAGAGGCUGCGGCGCCUAAGCCAGACGACGAGACGACGACCGAGCAUGAAAAGAUCGAGGAGCCUGUCGCCAAUGGCGACAACGCGCAAGACGGCGACGCUGACCAGGACGAGUCUUCUGCUGACUUGACCCCAGCGUCAGGCGGCAAGGACAAGAAGAGGAAGUCUACUGGCGGUGUGCCUGAACACAAGUCGAAGAAGGGCAAGAAGAACAGCAACAGGCCGCCGCCCAAACUGCACCUUGACUGCAAGCCAGGUCAGUUCUACUGGGCGCGUCUGAAGGGUUACCCUCCAUGGCCAGCAGUCAUCUGUGACGAGUCCAUGCUGCCCGAGUCGCUUCUUGGGUCGCGUCCAGUCAGCACAGCACGCCCAGACGGUUCCAUUCGCGACGACUUCAAGGAGGGCGGGAAAAACGCCAAGGAGCGCACAUUCCCAAUCAUGUUUCUCGCGACGAACGAGUUCCAAUGGAUGAUCAACACCUCUCUCACACCGCUUGAGCCUGAGGAGUGCAAGUCACUUCCUACUACGAAGAUGACCAAGAUGCUUCAGCAGGCAUACCAGAUCGCCUCGGAAGGUCACGACAUCGAGUACUUCAAGGGCAUCUUGCGCACAUGGCAGGAAGAGCAAGAAGCGUACCGCCUCGCUGAGGAGGAGGCUGAGCGCGAAGCUGAGCGUCUUGCAGAGGAGCAAGCUGCGAAACUUGAGGCUGGAGAGGAAGCAGUCGUCGAGGAGAAGCCCCAGAAGAAGAAGGGACCACGCAAAAGCAAGGGCGGCGACGAAGAUGUCGAGGUGGAGGACGCAGAGGCACCAAAAUCCAGCAAGAAGCGUAAGAAGGAUGCGGAAAGUGAUGCCGAUGCACCAAAGCCAAAGAAGACGCCCAAGGUGACCAAGAUUAACGCACCGAAGACACCUGGCAGUGAGGCUUCUGCAAAGAAGUCUACUGCCAAGCCUAAGAAGAAGGUGGUAUCGGCGCCUAAGGAGGACGAGGGCGAGAACAAGCCUCAGCUCACCCAAGAGCAGAAGCUUGAGCAGCGUCAGAAGGCGAUCUUGUACCUUCGUCAUCGUCUGCAGAAGGGCUUCCUGUCACGCGACCAAGCACCCCAGGAGAGUGAGAUGGCAAGCAUGGCAGAGUUCUUCUCGCAGCUGGAGUCAUACGAGGAUCUGGAGCCAUCCAUUAUUCGCGAGACCAAGAUCCACAAGGUGCUCAAGGCCAUCGUCAAGCUUGCGAUGGUUCCCAGGGACGAGGACUUCAACUUCAAGAAGCGCAGCACGGCUCUCCUCGAGGUCUGGAACAAGCGCAUGGAGGCUGAUGGGGAUGCUGCACCUGCCGCUCCGGUUGUGAAGCCGGAGACUAACGGUGAGAAGGCAGCUGACAAGGACGCAUCAGCAACACCAGCAGCACCAGCACCAGAGACCAAGGACACGGAGAUGAAGGACGCUGAGCCAGAGGCGAAGGACACAGAGAUGAAGGACGCCGACAAGCCUAGUGUCGAGACUGUAGAGGCCAAAGUGGGGACUGCUGAGAAGACUGCCGAUGAGAUCGAGAAGAAGGUUGAGAGCGAAAAGCUGAACGCAACGUCUGAGCCUCCUCAACCUGAUGCAGACAAGGCGGCAGAUGCACCGAAGAACGACCCCGUUGAGCCCGCGAGCCUUGGGAACGGCGCGACGGACGAGAAGGACGAGAAGUAG